AGCCGGCGCGGGAACAUGGCGCUGGGGGCGGCGUGACGGCGGCGGCCGCCGAGGAGAAGUUGCUCCCAACUUUCUGUGAAUAUCAUGUGCUUUUGGGUUUCACCCAGAAAACAGAUUUUUCCACCAUGUUUGGAAAAAAGAAGAAAAGGCUUGAAAUUUCUGGGCCCUCUAACUUCGAGCACCGGGUUCACACUGGCUUUGACCACCGGGAGCAGAAGUUCACGGGACUACCUCAGCAGUGGCACAGCUUGCUGGCGGACACGGCAAACAGGCCAAAGCCUAUGGUGGAUCCCUCAUGCAUCACUCCCAUCCAGCUCGCGCCUAUGAAGACAAUAGUUAGAGGUAAUAAGCCUCGAAAGGAUACUUCAAUCAACGGCCUGCUGGAAGAGUUUGACAAUAUCUCAGUGACACGAUCCAAUUCCCUGCGGAAGGAGAGUCCUCCCACCCACCACCAAGGAAAUGCAAACCACGUGCCAAGGCACCAGGAGGAAAAUGGUUAUAUCACGUAUUCCCAGUACUCCAGUGAGUCAGACACAACAACAGACUAUGUCGUGGAAAAAUAUCGAGACAAGACUCUGUACGGGGAAGAGUUAGACAGGUACUACAAAGGGAGCUAUGCCACCAAGCAGAAUGGGCACAUGAUGAAGGUGACUUCCCGGGACAUCUAUUAUUCAGAAGUGACGCCGCUGCAGUCAGACCUGGCCAGGUUCCUCCCAGAUUACCAUGCACACCUGGAGACGAAGCCCAAACCACUGGAAUACGGCGGCCUAAAGCUGGAGUACCAGCGGAUCCCCAGCGGAUCCUCCCUGGACUAUAGAGAUCCUUUUCCCUACGCCCCGUCCCGAGCGUCAGUGCAGAGCGAGUGCCCCAAGGAGAGGCUGGAGUACAGCGACGGGGACUGGGGACAUGGCCUGGGCAAGGAUGAGUAUGACAAGAGGCCGAAGUCAUCCUACGUGGACCCAGCAAGCCCUCAGCCAGCGAUGAGGCAGAGGUCCAGGUCGGGCUCUGGGCUGCAGGAGCCGGCCAUGCCCUAUGGAGCAAGCGCUUUUAAAGCACACCAGCAAGGACAUUCCUACAGCUCCUACACCUACCCCCGCUUGUCCGAAACCGCAGCAGGCAUCCCCAAGGUGGAUUAUGAUCGAGCGCAGCUGGUCGUUAGCCCACCGCUCUCCGGAUCGGACACCUACCCCAGGGGCCCGGUGAAGCUACCUCAAAGUCAGAGCAAAGUCAGCUAUUCAAGCAGCAGCUACCAGUAUCCCCUGGUCUACCACAAAGCGCCCCACUAUCACCAGCCGCCCCUCCAGCCCAGCUCUCCCUAUAUUUCCACCGCCUCCUACCCCAGCUCCCCGAGUAUCACGUCAAGUGCUUAUCCUCCACCCAGCUGGGGCUCCUCCUCCGACCAGCAGCCCUCCAGGGUGUCCCACGAACAGUUCAGAGCUGCCCUGCAGCUUGUGGUCAGCCCCGGCGACCCCCGGGAGUACUUGGACAACUUCAUCAAGAUCGGGGAAGGCUCCACAGGGAUCGUCUGCAUCGCCACCGAGAAGCACACAGGAAAGCAGGUCGCCGUGAAGAAGAUGGAUCUCAGGAAACAGCAGAGAAGGGAGCUGCUCUUCAACGAGGUUGUAAUCAUGAGAGAUUACCAUCAUGAAAACGUGGUUGACAUGUACAACAGUUACCUGGUUGGCGACGAGCUGUGGGUUGUGAUGGAGUUUCUGGAGGGGGGCGCUCUGACAGACAUCGUGACUCACACCAGGAUGAACGAGGAGCAGAUCGCGACCGUCUGCCUGUCCGUCCUGCGAGCCCUGUCCUACCUGCACAACCAAGGCGUCAUCCACCGCGACAUCAAAAGCGACUCCAUCCUCCUCACGAGCGACGGGAGGAUAAAAUUGUCCGACUUCGGGUUCUGCGCCCAGGUGUCGAAGGAGGUGCCCAGGAGGAAGUCGCUGGUUGGGACGCCGUACUGGAUGGCGCCGGAGGUGAUAUCCCGCCUGCCCUACGGCACUGAGGUGGAUAUCUGGUCCCUGGGCAUCAUGGUGAUAGAGAUGAUCGACGGCGAACCGCCCUACUUCAACGAGCCGCCGCUGCAGGCCAUGCGCCGCAUCCGCGACAACUUGCCGCCCCGGGUGAAGGACGUGCACAAGGUCUCCUCGGUCCUCCGGGGCUUCUUGGACUCGAUGCUGGUGCGGGAGCCCUCGCAGAGAGCCACAGCACAGGAACUGUUGAGACACCCGUUUCUCAAACUGGCUGGGCCCCCGUCUUGCAUCGUGCCCCUCAUGAGGCAGCACAGGCAUCGCUGAAGCCGGCGACUUUUCGGGAGGAGGUGGGUGCAGAGCCUGGAUGACAGCCGCCCAGGAAUCCCGGUGGUUGAGAACCGCGGGCAGGGACGAGCGAAACCUUGGAGAGGAAAACCAGCCCCACGGAAAUACCACGGUGUGGGAAAACCCAAGGAGGUGCUCCCCGGGGGGCGAUCCUGGCCACCCGUGCUCCGCCGUGGACCCUCGCUCCCCAGCGCUCUCGUCUUCUCGGCCAUCUGAGGCAGGAGGCACCAAGUGCAAACGAGGUUGGGAAGAUCAUUAGUACAGCGUAGCGCAACCAGAGUGAAACACCAGAAUUGUACUGCGGGCUGUGGCACUUCUGUUUCAGAAGAACACUUUUCUGAAAAAAAAAAAAAAAAAAAAAAAAAAAAAAAAGCACUUUUUAUCUCGGUCAUAGCAGCGCAAUGUAUUUUGCAAUGAAUUUGUAAUUUUCUGUACAGUACGUUUUGAUAAUUUGCAGUACUUUGUCAUGUAACUGUUGUGUUAGUUGAAGUAAUAAGUGUAACUUAGCAAGAAUUUGAGAAGAUAAAGUUUCCUACUUUUCUAACCCUUUUGAAAACAGGAAAAAAAAAAAAAAAACAAACAAACAAACAAAACAAAACCCCACCCCCCACCUUUAGGAAGU
Molecule: messenger RNA, 2940 nt
Organism: Tyto alba (common barn owl)
Lineage: Eukaryota; Metazoa; Chordata; Aves; Strigiformes; Tytonidae
Gene: PAK5
Product: p21 (RAC1) activated kinase 5
Exons: 10
Coding region: 126-2297 (723 amino acids)
Biological process (GO): apoptotic process; regulation of MAPK cascade; protein phosphorylation
Cellular component (GO): cytoplasm
Molecular function (GO): protein serine/threonine kinase activity; ATP binding
Source: RefSeq, a predicted model, not a curated record